This is a messenger RNA of Exophiala viscosa, 1133 nucleotides long. RefSeq lists its product as uncharacterized. The transcript has 3 exons. Bases 194 to 979 code for a protein of 261 amino acids. Lineage: Eukaryota; Fungi; Ascomycota; Eurotiomycetes; Chaetothyriales; Herpotrichiellaceae. The record is from RefSeq and is a predicted model, not a curated record. Gene Ontology annotation, cellular component: cytoplasm; membrane.
CAUCGUCGCUCUUCAAAUCCCAAGCCAAAGUGUUCCAACGACGCCCUGCACGCCUUGCCUGUAUUGCCUGCGAAUCCACAUCUAGCGCCUGGCGUCACUGUCAAUCCACGUCGAUUAUCAUUGACCUCAUAGCCUCUCCUAAGACUUUUUGAGACCACGCUUCUCUCCUCUUUUCCCCCUUCCCUUCUCGACCAUGUGGGAAACGUCGAGGAGGAAUUCUCUGGCCUGGUUGAACAGUCGAUAUAUCUAUGGCCGAGUCCCAUUGCUUCAUACCAUCCUUCUCCUAAUCGAACUCGCCAUGGCUGCGCGAUUGAUAGCCAAAUUCAACUCCUACUAUGCAAAGAAGCCGGUACUGACUACAAUGAUCACCAAUGCGGUUCUUGGUGGCAUUGCAGAUACAGUUGCGCAGACAAUAUCAGCAUUCCGAACGCGACAAGCCUUGCUCCCUUCCAAUGAUCCUAGAUCAUUGAUUUCGUCCGGCGUCGAGCUGGAAGACCUCAAUGAAAAGCCUGCCAGAUUGUCGCCGACCCUGUCACCGCGGCAUACCGGCCCUCAACCCUUCGACUUCGAGCGACUGACCAGAUUCAUGUCGUACGGUUUCCUCAUGUCUCCGCUCCAAUUUCUGUGGUUCGGACGACUCACCAAGUGGUUUCCGAUCACGUCGACGAGCGCGAUGGUGCCAGCAAUGAAGAGAGUGGCCAUGGAUCAACUGGUGUUUGCUCCCUUCGGUCUCUCAUGCUUCUUCACAUUCAUGACGGUGGCCGAAGGUGGAGGCAGAAAGGAGGUGGUCAGGAAAUUCCAGGAUGUCUACGUCCCAACCUUGAGGGCCAACUAUAUUCUGUGGCCGGCUGUUCAGGUCAUCAACUUUCGGGUAAUGCCUCUACAGUUUCAGAUCCCUUUCGUCAGCACAAUCGGGAUCGCUUGGACAGCGUAUCUGAGUUUGACGAAUUCCAAGGAGGAUGAAGACAUGCAGCAAUAGCGCCUUACAAAGUUCUGGACUUCCGGGUCAGUCACGGUCUCGGUAAUAAGCAUUAGUGGCGUUCAGACUGGCUUAGCGAUAUGAUUUGUACUAUUACUGCCCGAGCGAAGCCAUGAACAGGGGGAUUGGCACGGCUUGAUCGCUCCUGCUCUCU